Messenger RNA from Pungitius pungitius (ninespine stickleback), 5475 nucleotides. It is a transcript of the gene mark1, whose product is annotated as MAP/microtubule affinity-regulating kinase 1. Gene Ontology annotation, biological process: microtubule cytoskeleton organization; intracellular signal transduction; protein phosphorylation. NCBI's taxonomy places the organism in Eukaryota, Metazoa, Chordata, Actinopteri, Perciformes, Gasterosteidae. The transcript has 18 exons. The record is from RefSeq and is a predicted model, not a curated record. Gene Ontology annotation, molecular function: ATP binding; protein serine/threonine kinase activity; tau-protein kinase activity. Bases 395 to 2650 code for a protein of 751 amino acids. Gene Ontology annotation, cellular component: cytoplasm.
AUAGCUCCGCAUUGCCGCCGCGCGCGAGCCGACGAACCGCCGCGAGCUGCCGGAAGCACGUCUACUUUUGCGCUCCUCGCGUCUUCUUCCACUUCUUCCUCCUCGUCUUCCUACUCUUCCUCUCCCCCCCACCCACCCCCUCCAGCCUCCUCUGCGCUGCGUCUUUGUCUCCAUGCGAGUCUCUCCCCCCCCCGCCGGACGCCAGCGCAGACAGCGGGCCUUCCUGUAGCCGACGCCCCGGCCUCGCUCGCCCUCCGGCCGGCGGAGCCUGGCGGCCGAGCCCCGCUGAGGUGGCCUGGUUCCCGGGUGAGCGAUGCUGUAGAGCGGCCGGCGGAGGGGAUGCUUCUUCCGGACUGACGAGAAGCCCCGAAAGCCGCGGAAGGGAAGCAGGAAGAUGUCCGGCAGGAUGCCGCUGACCCCGGUGAGCGAGAGGGAGCCCGAGCUGCUGAAGACUUCGGACGGCCUCCCCGACCCGCCGGCGCCGCCCGCCAAAUCGUCGAGCCGCCACAGUCUGCAGCCGAGCCGCGGCACGUCCGCCGCCGCCGACGAGCCGCCGCACGUCGGCAACUACCGGCUGCUGAAGACCAUCGGCAAGGGCAACUUCGCCAAAGUGAAGCUGGCCAAACACACUCUGACGGGCCGAGAGGUCGCCAUCAAGAUCAUUGACAAAACUCAGCUGAACCCCACCAGUCUGCAGAAGCUCUUCAGGGAGGUCAGUGUGAUGAAGAUCCUCAACCACCCAAACAUCGUGAAGCUGUUUGAAGUGAUUGAGACGGAGAAAACUCUUUACCUGGUGAUGGAGUACGCCAGUGGAGGUGAAGUCUUUGACUACCUUGUUGCUCACGGACGAAUGAAGGAGAAGGAGGCCAGAGCCAAGUUUCGCCAGAUUGUGUCUGCAGUGGAAUACUGUCACCAGAAAAGGAUUGUUCACCGGGACCUUAAGGCUGAGAACCUUCUCCUGGACGCCGACAUGAACAUUAAGAUCGCAGACUUUGGCUUCAGUAACGAGUUCACGCUGGGCAGCAAGCUGGACACGUUCUGUGGAUCUCCUCCGUACGCCGCUCCCGAGCUCUUCCAGGGGAAGAAGUACGACGGGCCGGAGGUGGACGUCUGGAGUCUGGGUGUGAUUCUGUACACGCUGGUCAGCGGCUCGCUGCCCUUCGACGGACAGAACCUCAAGGAGCUCAGGGAGCGUGUUCUCAGAGGAAAGUACCGGAUUCCCUUCUACAUGUCGACGGACUGCGAGAACCUGCUGAAGAAGCUGCUGGUGCUCAACCCGGGGAAACGAGGCAGCCUGCAGCAAAUCAUGAAGGAUCGAUGGAUGAACGUCGGCUACGACGAAAAGGAACUAAAAACGUACAACGAACCGGAGCAGGACUUCAACGACCUCAAACGCAUCGAGCUGAUGGGGACGAUGGGCUUCCCUCGAGAGGAAGUGAUGAAGGCGCUGGACGGUCAGAAGUACAACGAGGUGACGGCGAUAUACCUGCUGCUGGGGAGGAAAGCCGCCGAGUGCGAAGCCGGCGACUCCAGUGUGUCCAGCGGUAACCUGGCUCAAAGGUCGCGACCCAGCAGCGACCUCAACGGCUCCAGUCAGUCCCCCGCCCACUCUCGCAACGCCUCGGCCAAUCAGAAGCAGCGGCGUUUCAGCGACCACGUGGCGCCCGCCAUCCCGCCGCCCGUCUGCUACACCAAGCGCGGUCACGCCAACAGCGUGGAGAGCAACCGGAAGGACGAGGCGGCGUCCCCCAUACGGGCUCCGGACCGCCGGAGGUCGGCCACCGCCUCAGGGAACAUAACAAGGAGGAACACGUAUGUCCACGAGAGGACGAGCACCGAUCGUCACUCGGUUGCCGUUUCCAACGGGAAGGACGGCAGUCUCCCCGAGGUGGCCGCGGGGUCCCCCUCCCCGUCGCGGGGGGCAACCGUCUCGUCGGCGCGCCCCCGCCAUGUCAAGUCCAUGUCGGCGUCGGGACACCCCAUGAAGUCCUGCCUGCCGCCCAUCGACGACAACGUGGAGUAUCAGAGUUCCCCCCAGCAGCCUCCUCCGUCGUCUCCCUCGGCCUUCAGCGUCACCAGCAGCAGCGGCGGCGGCGGCGCCACUCCGGACCGGACCCGCUUCCCCCGCGGCUCCUCCAGCCGUUCCACCUUCCACGGCGCCCAGCUGCGAGACCGGCGCCCGGCCACCUACAACGGCCCGCCGGCCUCGCCCAGCCUGUCCACGCACGCCGCCGCCGCCCUGGCCACGCCCCGCCGCGGCACCUCCGCCUCCCUCAUCGGGAAGAUCACCUCCAAGUUUGGCCGCAGGAGCCUGUCCGGCGAGCCCAAAGAGGAGUGCCGGGAGUCCAAGCCGCGCGCCCUGCGCUUCACCUGGAGCAUGAAGACCACGUCCUCCAUGGAGCCGGGGGACAUCAUGAAGGAGAUCCGCAGGGUCCUGGACGCCAACAACUGUGACUACGAGCAGCGCGAGCGCUACUCGCUGUUCUGCGUGCACGGCGACGCGCGGCAGGACAGCCUGGUGCAGUGGGAGAUGGAGGUGUGCAAGCUGCCCCGCCUCUCGCUCAACGGCGUGCGCUUCAAGCGGAUCUCCGGCACGUCCAUCGCCUUCAAGAACAUCGCCUCCAAAGUGGCCAACGAGCUCAGGCUGUGAACAACCUCGCCCCCCCCCCCCCCCCCCCCCCCCGCCCGCGCUAACUGCUGUUACGACUCAGAGGAACGCCUUGUUGAACCUCCACAAACUUACUGGUUCAAGUUUCUCACUAAAUGUUCGCCAGUGAAACCAAAUAUUAAAGCUGAUGGGGCGCAUGUUCAGCAGGUUGUGGUCUUCCCCCCCCCGCCCCCCCCCCCCCCCCCUCGGUGAUGGGAUCCAGGGCUGAUGAGGGUGUUUCCUUCCCUCUCAGCCUGCCGGACUUUGUUGGUUUAUCACUGUUUACACGCACUUCAGAUUUUUCAAACCCCCUGGAAACUGAUUUUUGAAGCGACCCGUUAAGUGGCAGGAGGUCAGGCGGACUGAAGCGGAUCACGCAGGGAGGGGGGGGGAGGGGGAGGGGGGCGGCCCGGGUUCUGUGCGAGGAUCCUGGUUGUUGAGAGUCAGUGUUUUCGGCUCUAGGCAACAGCGCGCUGAGGGCAGCGCAUUCAAGCGUAUAAUCGGAUGGUUUAUUUUGCCUUAAGCCUGAUUGCCGGAAGCCGGUCUCUGAAGUGCAGGUGAACAGCGAGUGCAACGCGACAUCCGCUCUACGAGUAAAGAGCCUAAGUGUGUGUGUGUGUGUGUGUGUGUGUGUGAACACGUGCAAGGAGUCUGACUCGCUCUCAAUGUAGAGAUACGAAUUCAGCAGAGAGAAAGCAGCAUUAACUCAAGACACCAAAUGUAUUUAUUCACAUUUGAAGUUCUGGCCCCAUGAGGAGAAGGAAUAAAGGCUCGAAGCUUCCAUUCAGGCGACGGGGUCACAAGGUAGACCGUCGAGGUGACCCCUCGAUCACCGUUGACCCCUCCCCCCCAGCGGGCUCUGAAUAUUGAGAUUGUCGGUCCACGGUGUGACCAGCUGGUUCCAGUAGUGGCGUCUCCCACACUAACCGUCCCUUUCUGUCCCGAAGCUCCAAGAAGAGCUGCUUUUAUGUGACACACUCUCGACUUCACGUUUAAAUCCGCUCACAUUUUGACUUUAAUCUCCCAGUUUUCCUUCCACCAAACCCCCCUCUCUGUAAGGACUGAAGACGCGUCCUCCUCAGGUCAGGUGUAAACGUGGGGGUCGUUCUGUCGGAUCCUUUUUAAAUGUCCGUCACUAGUGGCGCUGCACAGUUUACGGUCGAGGCGUCGAGUGGCGGCGCGUUCGGGGGACGACGUCCUCCCUGAUGGUUGUAAGCCUGUGACCUCUGACCUCCCCCCCCGCUGGCUUAAUGCUUUCGCAAUAAUACUGGAGCUCUGGGUCGAUGAUGUCAGCUCAAACGCAAACUGUAAAGCUCUUUUUUUUUUUUUUUUUUUUUACACAUUUGAAGCUGACAGAACAGAAUGUGUUUUUGUUGUUUUUUGAGUUUUAUUAUUGAUGUGAAAACACACGCCCGUCCAGGUGAAUACGUGCAGGUACAGUAUCGAUCAGUCAGUUUUUACUUGGUCCACACUGUCGACGCUCAUUUCUUCAUUCUUUGUCUUUUUAACGUUUAUGUUGCAUCAAAUCAGAACAUCACGAGCGAUCGCUUUGUCCCUGGUUCAAACGUAAAGGACCAGUCUGGUGUUUGGUUCUAUAUGUGUAUAUACAUAUUGUUUUGUUUUUAAUAAUCUCAUGUGCUUCCUGUCUGUGGCCCUUUUUAGAUUACUGUUUAAGAAAGGCUUUCCUAGAACAGCUGGUGACUGUUUUUUAUCUUUUCAAACAAUUUGCUGGGGACUAUUUUCCACAGCGGUUUAAUCCACAUUUAGUAUUAAGACACAUAAGGCAUUAAUACACACACGAUAACUGACGCUAAAUACGUUAUAAUGUUAGUUUUAAACUUUUUUUAUGUUGGGAGGAAGCGGCACGUAUCAAAUCACCAGAUUGGUCCUUUUUGUUGGGACUACUUCCUGUGUGUCGCCGCUUUCCCGGCGGAUGAAUCUGCCCCAUCACUGACUGCCUUCCGAAUGUACCGCCUUGUAUCUCCGAUGCGUUCAGGAAAACCCGCAGUUUGUGGCUUUAAAAAAAAUGCUCCUUCACAGCUUUUAAACAGUGUUCCCACUAAUCCACCACCUGCACAGUGUCGAGGGUUCGGCCUAACACUUCCUGAACUCUACGUUUCUAGCACUUAAAAAAAUAUAAAAAUAAAAUACAGGAAGGGAACAAAACGAUGCAAACGCCACGAAAAAAAAAAGCGCGAAUACGACGCAUUCUUCACGUCACCUGGGGAAGACUGUACACCUGAGCCUCUUACUUGAAACUAGCCUUCGACUCCAGCUUCCGCGUCAUAACCCGCACCACGUGACCCACCGGCUCGCGCUCAGCCGGACAGUAGCAGAAGGUCCCGUGUGGCCAUGAUGGAUGACAACGUUUUCAAUAAAUAAAACAAAAACAAAAAAAAAGCACACACAUUAUUAUGUUAUUAUUUCUACAGGCUUUAGUCAAAGAGACGGCGUGUGAGUUUCUUUUAUAAUGUGCAAUGUUCUGUUCACCUUUUACAGGUGUCACUGAUGCUGAUCCAGAAAAAGGGGGUUUUGGUUGCUUGUCUAUUUAUUUGUGGCAAAACUACAAGUCCAAAUACAACUGUAACGUAAUAGAAAUCCAUAAUCCAUAAUCACAGACAUCAGGCGCUAUAGAAAGGCAAUCAAAUCUUCCCACCUGCAACAUUUAAGUUUUUAAAUGAACACAUUCAUGCAUCUGUGACUCAUUAAUUAUGGUACAUUCAGCAUACUUUUAGAUGUUUGAUGCAGCACUUUUUCUUGUGGGCGUGUUCCUACGCUGGUGUUCAACCAGGCUGCUUUUAAUAAAGGAAACGGUCUGAGGAACUUCU